Molecule: messenger RNA, 3835 nt
Organism: Cyprinodon variegatus (sheepshead minnow)
Lineage: Eukaryota; Metazoa; Chordata; Actinopteri; Cyprinodontiformes; Cyprinodontidae
Gene: slc6a4a
Product: solute carrier family 6 (neurotransmitter transporter), member 4
Exons: 13
Coding region: 369-2390 (673 amino acids)
Biological process (GO): serotonin uptake; sodium ion transmembrane transport
Cellular component (GO): membrane; neuron projection
Molecular function (GO): serotonin binding; serotonin:sodium:chloride symporter activity
Source: RefSeq, a predicted model, not a curated record
CCCUAACCCUAAGGGUUUCAGAAGACGAGCUUUUUGUGGAGAAGAUUGAAGAUUUAGUUGCAACCUUUGCGUCCCCUAAGAUUUGAUCAAGUCCCUCUUGUCCUAAAAGUACCCUCCUUGCCUCUCUUGCUCAACCGGCCCUCUAAUAUUCAACUGUCGGCCACUCGUUCAUCUGCGGUUGUGCCAUUAGCUCCCUUCUUUUCGCCCAGAACGGCCCCAGACUCUGUCCACGCCCUUUCCCUGGCUCCCCGGCUUCUCUGCCCCCCUCAUGGGCACCGUAUCAGACAAUAGUGCCACAUUCCCUUCAUCGCUGACAGCCUCUCUUCACCCCUAACCGCCUUGCCAACGCCCAACGCCAACACAGCCCAAUGGAGGCAAAAGAUAUGAUGAUGACGAACGUGUCAACAACAGAAGAGGGGGAGACCAGGGGAGAAAGGGGGGAAGGGAGAGUGGAAGUAGAGGGGAAAGAGGAGGAGACCCAAGAGGAAAAUGUUAACUUGGUUCUGGCUGAUGGUCUUGGAAACAAAGGACCAAAAAGCCUGACCUCUGACUCCGGUCAGCAGGUUUCUAACGGCUACACAACAUCCACCCCUCAGAGCCCCAGGGAGGGGUCGGCACAGAGAACAGCCGCAGGGGCGGCUACCACGCCUACGGGGGGAACCGGGUUAGCCGGGCCGCUGGGAGGUCUGAGAACUCUGGUGGUCCAGCAGACCAGCUUAGAGAGGCCCAGAGAGACCUGGAGCAAGAAGAUGGACUUCCUGUUGUCUGUGAUCGGCUAUGCGGUGGAUCUCGGAAACGUCUGGAGGUUCCCGUACAUCUGCUACCAGAAUGGAGGAGGUGCCUUUCUGCUGCCCUACCUGUUGAUGGCUGUGUUUGGAGGAGUCCCUCUGUUCUACAUGGAGCUCGCUCUGGGCCAGUUCCACAGCAGCGGCUGCAUCUCCAUCUGGAAGCACAUCUGCCCCAUCUUCAAAGGAAUCGGCUUUGCCAUCUGCAUCAUCGCCCUUUACAUCGCCUUCUACUACAACACCAUCAUGGCCUGGGCGCUCUACUACCUGCUGUCCUCUUUCCGACCCACCCUGCCCUGGACCACCUGCACCAACAGCUGGAACACGGCGAACUGCAACCGCUACUUGUCGUCGGACCAGAACGUGUCCUGGUCCAACUCGUCCACGUCCCCCGCCGAGGAGUUCUAUACGCGCCACGUGCUUCAGGUCCACCUUUCCCCAGGUCUGCACCAGCUGGGAUCCAUCAGCUGGCAGCUGGCCCUCUGUUUGCUCUUCAUCUUCACCAUCGUCUACUUCAGCAUCUGGAAGGGAGUGAAGACGUCUGGAAAGGUGGUAUGGGUGACAGCGACAUUUCCUUACCUGGUCCUCCUGGUCCUUCUCAUCCGAGGGGCCACACUGCCAGGGGCCUGGAGGGGCGUGGUCUUUUAUCUCAAGCCUGAUUGGGAGAAACUGCUUAGCACUACGGUUUGGAUCGACGCAGCAGCUCAGAUCUUCUUCUCCUUGGGUCCUGGGUUCGGUGUGCUGCUCGCCUUCGCCAGCUACAACCCCUUUCACAACAACUGCUAUAAAGAUGCGCUGGUCACCAGCUCAGUGAACUGCCUGACCAGCUUCCUGUCUGGUUUCGUCAUCUUUACCGUGCUGGGCUACAUGGCAGAGAUGAGAAAGCAAAAUGUGGACGACGUGGCGAAGGAUGCGGGUCCCAGUCUGUUGUUCAUCAUCUACGCUGAGGCCAUCGCCAACAUGCCCGCCGCCACCUUCUUUGCCAUCAUCUUCUUCCUGAUGAUCAUAAUGCUGGGUCUGGAUAGCACGUUUGCAGGUUUGGAGGGGGUAAUCACAGCAAUGCUGGAUGAGUUCCCUCACCUCCUAGCUAAGAGACGCGAGUGGUUUGUCUUUGGCCUUGUCUGUGUGUGCUACCUCGGGGCUCUGUCCACUCUCACAUAUGGAGGAGCAUUUGUGGUGAAGCUGUUUGAAGAGUACGCUACGGGCCCCGCUGUCAUCACCGUGGUUUUGCUGGAGGUCAUCGCCGUGUCCUGGUUCUACGGUACCAACCGUUUCUGCAACGACAUCCAGCUCAUGCUGGGUUUCUAUCCGGGUGGGUUCUGGAGGAUCUGCUGGGUGGCCAUCUGUCCCUGUUUCCUUCUGUUUAUCAUUAUCAGUUUCCUGGCGUUCCCUCCAGAGGUGAAGCUGUUCCACUACCAAUACCCACCAUGGACAACUGCCCUGGGUUACUGCAUCGGCGUGUCCUCAUUCAUCUGUGUGCCUGCUUAUAUGGUCUACCACUUACUGAAUGCUAAGGGUACAUUCAAGCAGCGCCUGUUGAAAAGCAUCACUCCCCAGCCCAGCAGCAACAGCCACAGAGAUUUAUUUGUGACCAACGCAAUCUGACCAAACCUGUUACCACAACAAGGCGCAGGUCCCAGCUACCUGGAGCGCCAUCUUCUGCACAUACAGCAAAACUACAGGGGAAGGGGGCUGUCUGCAACCAUUCUUUCAUCUUUUCAAACAUCUCUUCUACUCAUUCCCACGUCGAUUUAGUUUGCAAGAACAUUUUAGUUACUUUAAAACCUAAUCCUCAGAGUUUGGGGCACGCAGAGCUUCAUGUCCCUUCCUUUAAAACUCCAAAGCGAUAAAGUAACAGAUGUUUUGUAAGCUUUUAAGUACGAUACAGUCAUGUGUUGGUUUAGACAAUAAAAACACACAGCCAGACAGGAGAUCCUGCUCAUGCAGCUCGGUUAGGGCAGGUCACAUGUAAACACUACUCUGCAUUCUCAUUAUCUAUGACUUUAGUCUCAUAUAAAUACUGUUAAGUUAUCCUUUCUAAUAUGUAGCAAAAUUCAGGUAUUUUUACAUCUGUUACUGAAGCCAAAUAUUCCAAAUUUGUUCUGUUUCUGUUUCAUAACUGUUGCUGUUGUCAUGCUGUUGUUGACUGUGUUGAUCUGAUGGAAUCUGGAGCAACUGGCAGACUUUUGCAAAGAGGUCCCUACACUGUGAAGCACUGUGGCAUGAGUGUGUGACUGAACCGUGUGUUUGAUGCGUACAUGACUGACUGUUAUAUCAUCCAGAGGGAAAUGAAUCCCAGACAGGAAAAAAAUAAAAAUAAAAUAAACACAACAAUUGUGUUAACUCAGAGACUGCAAUAUAAUAUAAAUGUAUUUAUUUCUGAAUGUGUCAGUGCUGUCACUUUGCCUCACCUUACGUGUUCUUGCACUGUCAUGGUGAAACGGUGUUUCAUCCCAAUGAUAGAAGCCAAAUACAGAUCAGAGCUAAUACCAUAACUAUCAUCAUAUUUUUGUUGUGGGGGGAAAAAAAAAUCAGCAUUUAAGCUCCUUUACAUACAACCCUAACAAAAAAACACAGAGAAAAAAUGUGUGCCUGCUUGUAUGUGUGUUUUUUUGAGAGUGUGUGCACGAGCAGGACAUAAAAUCUGUGGGAGAACCGUCCAUCUACAUGUGAAAUGACUAGUCCCUCUUGGUAUCGGUGUAAUUUAUCGUGUGAACACCUGCUUCCUCCUUCCAUGGACGUGGAACUGCAUGUGCGUUCAGUGCUUGUGUGAUGGUCAGAAGCACCUUUAUGUGUGCCUGUCGUGGUGCGCGAGUGUAAGUGGGUAAGUGUGUGCUUGUGUGAGAGAGAGUGUGUCCGUGACGUGAACUCAUGUGGUCUUGUUAAAUGCCAAAACAUUUCAUAAAGAGCGUAAACCUCCCCUUCUCUUUCUAUCGCUCGAUGCUUAUGUAAGAUCUAUGUAUGUCAAUACACGGCUGUACUGAGAAUCAUCUGUAUAGAAUGAAGAAUAUAUAAUUAUAUGGGAAAUAAAAAAUAAUAAUAAAGAUAUA